Molecule: messenger RNA, 3292 nt
Organism: Trametes versicolor FP-101664 SS1
Lineage: Eukaryota; Fungi; Basidiomycota; Agaricomycetes; Polyporales; Polyporaceae
Exons: 10
Coding region: 1-3192 (1063 amino acids)
Biological process (GO): interstrand cross-link repair
Cellular component (GO): nucleus
Molecular function (GO): 5'-flap endonuclease activity; 5'-3' exonuclease activity; flap-structured DNA binding
Source: RefSeq, a predicted model, not a curated record
AUGGUUCUGGGCUCUCCUUCGGCUUCUCUAGCAAACAAACUGGUCUUUUGGUCUCCAGAGGAUUCUUCUGCGGCAGAUGGUGAUUUUGGCGGGAAUGAUACCACCGCUGGGCCCAGCACAGAGACAGAAGCCAGCACGCACGAUGGGGUCUCUAUGUAUGUUAAGGUGUUCGAAGAAAUGCUCAAGGAAGUACUUCUGGGAGAAGGAAAGCUGUUUGUCCAGGAAGAAUUGGACUGCUUCAUGAAGUAUCACAGGCUACCGUAUGCCGCCAAAUAUCUCUUCUGUCGCCUGUGUCUGCGCAAGAAGGACAAGUGGCAUCGUCUUAGCGCGCUCAAGUACCAGUCAGAGCUUGGCAACGGCAUCCGAGAUGCGAUGGACAUCUUGUGUGGCCAUCCUCCGUCUGAGGAGGAGGAUGUGAAGCCGGCCGUUCAGAAUAUGGAGAUCGUCAUCCCAGAAAUGGAGCCCAACUUCCGGUUUGACGCGCACCCGCAGGUCAAGCCUGACCCGGACGCCGACCCGUCGACCCGUUCGGAACCCGUGCCUGAAGCGAAGCCCGAAGUGAAGGAAGUCAAGCCCCAGGUGAAGGAAGUCAAGCCCCAGGUGAAGCCGGAAGUGAAGCCACAGGCGAAGCCUAGCUCCCCGAAGUCACCCAAAUACCCUAUCAUCAAGGUGGAGGAGCGCGACGUGAUUGACCUGACCUUUGACGACGAAGAGGAAGAGGCUCCAAAAGCCGGUCCUUCUCGCAGCCCCGAGUACGAGCCUGAGCUUCCUCCUCCGACCUCGACGCCCAGAUCGCCAGACUUCUCUGUGUUCGCCGAUGACGAGGAGCAGACCACACCUCUGGAGCUGCUUGAUUGCCUUAACACGGACGAGCUUGCAGACAUCGCCAAGCAGCUCAAGAUCAAGCUCAGGUCCAAGAAGCGAGACGUCCUCAUUGAGAGCAUCCUACGCUCGUCUUCGACUCAAGGCACCCUCGCGUUCCCAGUGGUGGGAUCGCGGAAGGGCAAAGGCAAAGACAUGGUCCAGAGCACACUGCCCUUUGGCUCUUCCAAGGGCAAGAAACUACAGCAGGGCAAAUUGCCCUUCAAGCCCCUCGACCCCUACAAGACGCAACAAGACCGCGUACGAAUAAUGGUCAUGAACAAACUCGAGAAAUGCAUCCGCCUGAACGCCGACGUCGUCGCGCUCUUCCGCCGCGCGAACCUCGUCUACUUCCGGAGCACGCAGCACACCCCCGAGCUGCUCACGCCCGCCGUCCUCGCGCGCGCGAAGAAGUGGAAGUUCGCCGAGUACGUGUAUGCGCGCACGCCCGACAUCUGGCGCACGCGUGCGGAGCUGCUCGCGUACGAGGAUGCCCUUGCGGUCGAGGCGGAGGUCGACGACCUGCUCGACAACGUCUACGGCCCCGGGGCGCGCGGACGGGACAGGUCGACGAUGAGCCGCACGCCGGGGCCGGGACGAACGAAGACGCCCGUCACACCGCGCAAGGGGACGAGUGUGGUCGCGAACACUCCGAAGGGCGGGAAAGCGGUCGUGCAGGAAGACGAGGAAAGCACGAGGGUGAAGAACGCUCGCUUGGUGAAGGAUAUUCUCGAGUCGCACUACCCCAGGUGGCAGGCGCUCGUCGAGACGAAGCCCGAAGGAGACGACGACGGCCGAAGAAACGCCCUCCAGCGGUUUGAGUGCGGGCACAUCCUCACGCGCGUCGUAUGCAAAGGCGCGCACGCGCUCGGGAUCCUGCACGAGUACGAGCAGGAGCUCGCGGUGCUCGACGCGCUCCUCGCGCAGAAGCGCUGGCGGCGCGGCCGGCGGGGGCGCUGGCACGACCGGCGGGCGCUGCUGCUCAUGAAGCACCUGCGGGACGCGACGGAGGACAACGACGAGCAGCUGCGCGUCGAGAAGGCCGCGCUCACAGGUGUGAUAGCGGCGCUCGAGGACCAGGACACGCACAUUGUGUUCCGGCCGAUGCUCGAGCGGCGGCUGACGCGCUGCGAGCGGUGGGUGGACGUGCCGCUCGGGGAGCGGCACCAGUGCGAGGGGAAGCAGAAGAAGGCGGACCCGGUGCAUGUGGGGGGCGUGAGGCUGGACCGGCGGCUGCAGCUGGAUGAGGCGGGGUGUGUGGUGAACGUGCCGACGACGGGCGGGAAGGGGAAGGAGGUGGAUGUGAAGGCGAGGGCGACGCUUUUGCGGUUCCUUGGGGCGGAGGAUACCCCGCGGAAGCCAGGGGCGGAUGUCAAGCCCGAGAAGACCACCGGCAAGUCGGUUUGGCGGGGUCGUGACGGUGAAGAGGUGUCCGUUGAAAUGCUUGCUCUGCAGUAUUACGAGGGCAAGGGCUUCAAAGGCUUCCACUGCGAGGGCCGCAUCGUGACCACGCUCUUCGGGCUGCUCUUCUGGGACAUCAUCUUUGCGCCUGUGCCCGGUGCCUUCGAGACGCGGUACCAGAGUGCACCGUUGGACCUCGCAGAGGACACGUUCUACUAUGUGCGACAGCCUCUGGCGGAUGCACGACUGGCAGAAAUCAAGGAUGGUCGCGCGGCGGAGAUCCUGGAAGCAGCGUACGACACGCACCAGGGGAAGAUGUGCGUUGGCGUGCGGUGGGACUUGUUUGAAAAGGACGACCUGUUGGGAAUUGUGAAGGGUUUGAAGGCAAAUGGACUGGCGAUCAUUUGCAAGUUGAUGUGCGAGGAGUACGCUGCGCGGACCGGUGGUGUGCCAGACCUGAUCUUGUGGCAUCCAACGGAUGGCACCACGAAGUUCGUGGAGGUGAAGGGCCCGAACGACUCGUUGCAAGAGAACCAGAAGGUGUGGAUCGACGUGCUCUCGCGGGCGGGCGUGGAGGUCGAGCUCUGCCACGUCUACGAGGAGGGGUCUACGCCGACGAAGGUGAAGGAGGCUCUGAUCAAGGCCGAGGCCAAGUCCAAGAAGACCCCCGCGAAGAGUCGGAAGACGCCGUUGAAACGGAAGGCGCCAGCGAAGAAGCGCCAGCGAGGGGAGGAAGAGGAGAGCCUGCCGCAAUUCCUUGCCUCAGAUGAGGAGCCCACGGAUUACGACGAGCUAGACAAAACGUCAGAGGUCGAGGAAGCUUCGCCAGCGAAGAAGAAGCAGCGGAAGAUCGUCGACGAACCAGAGUCGCCGACGGCGCAGAAGGUGGCGAGGCGGCAGAGUCAGACGGAGGACGUUGAGAUGGCUUGAGACUACGUCGCUGGGGUUGCCGUGGUGUGUCUGUAUACCUGCUAAGUUAUCCGUAUCUUAUUCGCUCUAGGCCUCCAUAUGUUCUGCAGUCUGUUGUACC